UCCUCCGGGUUUAAACCGCGGCUGCUCUGAGUCCCGCUUCAGUCCGAGCAGCGGCAGCAGCAGCAGGAUGGCCUCCAACACCGCCACCAUGGGGAACCUCCCCAGCGGGAUCGGGAUAUGUACGACCAUCCCGGACAUCCUCUACCUGCCAGAGCUGAUCUUCGGCGGUCUGGUGUGGAUCCUGGUGGCGUGCACGCUGGUGGUGCCGGCGAACCCUCAGGGCUGGGUGAUGUUCGUGUCGGUGUUCUGCUUCGUCAUGACUUUCAUCUGGAUGGUGGUGUUCGCCUGCGGGGGGCAUCACAACAGAGGCAGCUGGGCCGCAGCCGACUUCGCGUAUCACGGCAUCGCCGCCUUCUUCUACCUCAGUGCUUCAGUGGCUUUGGCCAAAGUGACCCUGGACAUGAAAGACGGGACCAGCUUCCAGAACUACCAGCUGGACAUCUCUGCAGUGGUCUUCUCGUACGUGACGACUCUCCUCUACUUCAUCCACACCAUCCUGUCUGCCAUCCGAUGGAAAUCUUUCUAGAGGUUUCUGAACCAGACCAGGACUGACUUCUUUCUUAAAGCUUGUACAUAAAGCUGUGGCACGCUAACAUGAAGGGGGGCUGACGGUGACGGAGACUGACGGCUGUGGUUUGAGACCUCCCCCUCGCCGGGAGAAGGAGCAUCAUCUGGAUCGGCUGAGCGUCUGUCGGCGUCCGGCUGUCUGAAGCGGGAUUCAGAGGCCGACCCGGAUGGUUUGUGUCACAGAGCUGCUGGAGACCCUGUUCGCAGCUGAAACUGCAGCCUCACAAAUGACCGAAGGGUUGAGUCGACAGCGAGUCGCAAACUGCAGGAAACUGAAGGAGGAAGUCAUUUUUUUGUAAACUUUAUAAGAGCACGCAAACGACGGCUUUGUUUUUGUAAAGAAUUCAUUGAAAAUGAAUAAAUGUGUUUGUUUUGAAACAUUUAAAA
Molecule: messenger RNA, 954 nt
Organism: Chelmon rostratus (copperband butterflyfish)
Lineage: Eukaryota; Metazoa; Chordata; Actinopteri; Chaetodontiformes; Chaetodontidae
Product: myelin and lymphocyte protein-like
Exons: 4
Coding region: 68-526 (152 amino acids)
Biological process (GO): myelination
Cellular component (GO): membrane
Molecular function (GO): structural constituent of myelin sheath
Source: RefSeq, a predicted model, not a curated record